AUGAACCUGGACCUCGAGGGUGCUGUGCUUAUCCCAAAUUCAGAGGCUCCUCCCCUCUUCACGGACACGUUUUGUCCCAACUCGCGCCAGACUCUUAGAAUCUGCUUGAACUUGAAGAUCUUGAUCGACAAGGUUAUCCCCAUUGUCUUCGACGAAAAAGAUGUUACUGCUGCCGGUUCUCCCAUUCUCAACUCCAACGUCAUCGACUUGGUCUACCGUGCUGCUGGAGGUAAAGGUGAUGGUAAAAAAGGCACCACCUCGGCUCGUUAUAGGGCUGCUCUCAUCUUCAGUUUGUUGAAGGUCUGCGAUUGGUACUGGCAACAGGCUGAAAACGAAUUGACAGACAAUGCCUUGUACUCACUUCGUGCCGUUGCUGCACAGACAUUGGCUGCUACUUUAAUUGAAAGGGAAGCUGACGACGAGUACUUGUUCCUCGGUAUGUUGUGUCACAGAUACACCAUCAAUUUGAAUGGUGUUGACUCCGUUCCUGCCAGUGCUUUGGAAAUGGCUGUAGACAUGCACUCAACCAUCGUCAUCGGAUCCUCAGGAUACCAACGUUGUGUCAAGUGGCUCUGGAGAGGUUGGAUAGUGCAAUCUUCGACGGAUCCUCAUUCCUAUGUCAUGUACAAAGGUGUUUCUUCUCACUCUAUCAGAGUGCACUUUGACCCCAAUAGAAUUAAGACGCCAUUGUACCAAAACAUUUUGGAAAUCUUGUUCUCUGUCAUCUAUUUGAUCUUGUUCACUAUCAUCUUGAAUGGCCAUCAGUAUACUACCUCCGGGCUUGAUGGCUUCGAAGUUUUGUUCUACUUGUUCACCUUAGGUUCUGUCAUUGAUGAGUUUGUCAAGUUCUACCAUGUCGGCUACCAUUACUUGGGGUUCUGGAAUGUCUUCAAUGAUACCAUGUACACGAUCAUUGCCAUCAGUAUCGGGUUCAGAUUCGCCAGCUUCAACUCCCACGGUUCACUCAGAGACAGAUACGACGAGAUGUGCUUCAGAGUACUUUCUUGUGCUGCUCCCUUCAUGUGGUCCAGACUCUUGUUGUUUUUGGAUGCCCAAAAAUUUGUCGGGGCUAUGAUUGUCGUCAUCAAGACCAUGAUGAAGGAAUCGAUUUUGUUCUUUGUUUUGCUUUUUGUCGUCAUUGUUGGUUUCCUUCAAGGAUUUCUUGGUUUAGAUGCGUCUGAUGGUAAGAGCGAAGCAACGAGACGUAUCUUGAUAUCUUUGGUCCAAGCCGUUGUAGGUGAGUCCAGUUUCGAUGAUAUGGGAGAAUUGGUUCCUCCAUAUGCCUCUGUCCUCUAUUACAUAUACACCUUCGUCUUGACUGUUAUCUUGAUGAACAUCUUGAUUGCAUUGUACUCUACAGCCUAUGCUGCCAUCGUUGAGAAUGCAAAUGAUGAGUACUUUGCCUUGGUAGCUCAGAAGACAUUGAGAUACAUCAGAGCACCUGACGAAAACCUCUACGUACCUCCUUUCAACUUGGUGGAGUUCUUUGUCAUACCUUUCGGUUUCAUUUUGUCGAAAAAUGCCUUCAGAUACCUCAACCACUAUGUAAUGUUGGUCUUGUACUCUCCAUUGUUGGCCUACAUAACUAUGGACGAGUUGUCUAACGCUAGAAGAAUCCAAUAUAACAGAUUCAAGGGUUUACCUGAUGAUGCUAACGAAUUGGACACCGAAUGGGACUUGACUGACGGUUACGAUGAUCUGUCUACUGCUGGAAUUGAAGGUAUUCAAGAGAGAAACGACGAAGUAGCCCGUGACUUGAGAGAGCAAAGGGAAGGUGAAGGCAUCGAUCCUGAGUUUGCUAUCGAUAUCAAGCAAUUCCAAAAGGACAUUGACGAAGUCGUCAAGCCAGUCCAAGAAGCCAACAAGAUUGGUAUCAAGUGGGAGUUCUACGAGCUCUACCACAAGAUCGACAAGUUGACCCAGUUGUUGGAGACUGUUGUGGCUGAAAAUUCUGAGUUGAAGCAGAAGCUUAAGGAUUCCAGUGCUUAGGCUAGAUGCCAGAGAUACUCUACAGACUGAAGAGUUGUGUCUAGAUUGAUUUUAAAAAAGACAAUAAAAGUGAUUUCAGAG
Messenger RNA from Scheffersomyces stipitis CBS 6054, 2070 nucleotides. RefSeq names its product Yvc1p (gene YVC1). Bases 1 to 1989 code for a protein of 662 amino acids. The record is from RefSeq and is a predicted model, not a curated record. Gene Ontology annotation, biological process: monoatomic ion transport; transmembrane transport. NCBI's taxonomy places the organism in Eukaryota, Fungi, Ascomycota, Pichiomycetes, Serinales, Debaryomycetaceae. Gene Ontology annotation, cellular component: membrane. The transcript has a single exon. Gene Ontology annotation, molecular function: monoatomic ion channel activity.